Ectocarpus sp. CCAP 1310/34 is the source of this 1424-nucleotide messenger RNA. The record is from the annotation of a GenBank genome assembly. NCBI's taxonomy places the organism in Eukaryota, Phaeophyceae, Ectocarpales, Ectocarpaceae.
UGGCGGCCGCAAAGCUACGGAUGCUCAUCCACAAGCUCGAUUACGAGUUUGAUCGCGCCAUUCUUCAGGCGAGGAGGACAUGGAAGGAUACAUCGCAGGGGGUGGAGAAGACGCUUGGACGGGAUACCUUUCCACAGCCAGGCAAGAAGCUUGGCAAGAAGGUGCCAAAGAAAGACAGAGAGGAUGCCAAGCUAACGAAUGCAACCGCACGUGUCCAGCACAUGGAGAGGAGCAGGGAGAUGGUAUCGGUUUUCAACAGCAUUGUUUAUGCCCACGACAAGCAGCUCAAAGGCGCCGUUCUCACCCUGACAAAGCAGCAGAUGGACCGAAUCGCCGUCUCGCUCUUGAAUCGAAUCGUCGGUGAAAAGGACACUCUCCUCAAGGACGCCAUUCAAGGAAUGGAACGCAAGGACAAAGCCCUGCUGACAAGCAAAAACAACGACUUUCUCAAAUUUGUGAUGGGUUUGAGUAGACGCGUUAAGGCAGACGUUCAGCGUGCUAUUCAGGUAAAAGAUUAUGAGCUGGGGAAAAUGGUAGCCAUGAUGGACGAGGAAGAGCUCCGUGCGCUGGUGGACUUCGGACCUACGGGAAAGGAGGACAUCAACCUCUGGAAACGAGAUCGUCGAAAACGGUCAUGGCGACGUCUUUCUGCCUUUGGGAUGGUUCGAAAUGACCCAUCCCUUUACCGCCAAUGGGCCCAGCAGCGAUAUCAACGCUUGGCAUCACAAGCUGAGGUCACGAACACCGACCGUAUGCUUGGGACUACCUGCGCUACCGAUGCCGCGCGCCGGCCACCCUGGUCGACGGACCUCCACUACUCGCACAGAUGUCGCGCACAGCAACAGCAACCCGGAAUAAAGCAGCAACAACAGCGACAGCAACGCGCCUCCAUUGCAGACCUGCCGGUGUCUGACGAGAGCUCGAUUGCUACAGGUCUGGGGCGACUGAAGUGUGUCCACACGGCCCCUUCCUCGAGACAUCCGGCACGGGCGGUCGCGAAAAAUCGACCGGCCUCGGCGCCUUCGGGCGCGGUAGAAAGGGUAUCACCCCGGCAAGACCAACGCGAGACCGCAAGGACCCCAAGUUUGGCGAGACUUGCAAGGGUUUUCUACCAGUCGACCGUGGCGUCUACCGCUUCUACGCUUGGGGAAUGUUCGAGUCGGCAGCAGCCUUCAAGUAUUGAGUACCUUUCAGGAGAAAUACCAGACCCCGCUGAAAGCGUGUGUUUCCAAGUUUCCUCUCAGCCGGAAGCACACGAAGGCGAGGCGAGCAAGGACGACAGCCAUGCUCAAACGACGACUAGCGUAGUGCACGGAGAACGGAACGGUGACACGAUUCGUUCAUCAGCGCUGGACGGUGUUGAGAAGCGCAUGGAGAGCGUGCGCUUGCUGUGGGCGGACAAAGUGGAACACGCCGUCCCGUAG